AUGCGGGGCCCCUACGCGGCAGAACGACCGGAAUCUGCAAAUCUUCAAGAACAGACUCGAUGUGCUCGUGUCCUCGGCGGGAGGCCAGCAGCAGUUCAGCGGCAGAUGAAGCCCAUCAGAUGGUUGGCGCCGUCAGCCAGAGACCCAAGGACUUUCCUGUCGCUGCACCUCUUUGGAAGUUUGAGGAUGCCGGCACAGGUUUGCCUUCUGAAAUGUGCAAAUGUCACCAGCCGGGAAACAGCAGAUGCCAAGAGGCCCCGGAGAACAGCUCUCCAUCUGGCUCAAACAAACCCGUUGAGUGACAAGAAGGAGGUUGGAUUUGUCUGCCUGGCUUACAGGGCUCUGCGGCUGCUCAUCAUUCCCAAGCCGGUGGGAGAAGCCAGAGGUUCAGAGCAAACCAAGCGGACAGCUGACAGUUCUUCAGAGGAUGAGGAGGAGUAUGUUGUGGAGAAGGUGCUAGACAGGUGUGUGGUUAAGGGGCAAGUGGAAUAUCUGCUGAAGUGGAAAGGCUUUUCUGAGGAACACAAUACUUGGGAACCUGAGAAAAACCUUGAUUGCCCUGAGCUAAUUUCUGAGUUUAUGAAAAAGUAUAAGAUGAAAGAGGGUGAAAAUAACAAACCCAGGGAGAAGUCAGAAAGUAACAAGAGGAAAUCCAAUUUUUCAAAUAAUACUGAUGAUAUCAAAUCCAAAAAAAAGAGAGAGCAGAGCAAUGAUAUCGCUCGGGGCUUUGAGAGAGGAUUAGAACCAGAAAAGAUCAUAGGGGCAACAGAUUCCUGUAAUGAUUUAAUGCUCCUGAUGAAAUGGAAAGACACAGUUGAAACAGACCUGGUCCUUGCAAAAGAAGCUAAUGUGAAAUGUCCACAGAUUGUGAUAGCGUUUUAUGAAGAGAGAUUGACAUGGCAUGCAUAUCCUGAGGAUGCAGAAAAC
Molecule: messenger RNA, 927 nt
Organism: Elephantulus edwardii (Cape elephant shrew)
Lineage: Eukaryota; Metazoa; Chordata; Mammalia; Macroscelidea; Macroscelididae
Product: chromobox protein homolog 5-like
Exons: 4
Biological process (GO): negative regulation of transcription by RNA polymerase II; chromatin organization
Cellular component (GO): nucleus; pericentric heterochromatin
Molecular function (GO): chromatin binding
Source: RefSeq, a predicted model, not a curated record